Messenger RNA from Solea solea (common sole), 602 nucleotides. It is a transcript of the gene acyp1, whose product is annotated as acylphosphatase 1, erythrocyte (common) type. The coding region runs from base 139 to 435 and encodes 98 amino acids. The record is from RefSeq and is a predicted model, not a curated record. Gene Ontology annotation, molecular function: acylphosphatase activity. NCBI's taxonomy places the organism in Eukaryota, Metazoa, Chordata, Actinopteri, Pleuronectiformes, Soleidae. The transcript has 3 exons.
GUCUCCGGUGUCCUCUGAUUGGUCCGUUAUAACGAUUCACUUCCGGAGUCAGAGUCGCUGUGUUUACAAGCGGAGGUGUGUUCAUGUUGGCGUUGGAUUGUGUCUUCUCACAGCUUCACCACAUCAUUCAGGUCCAUCAUGUCUGAGGAAGACCUGGUUUCAGUGGACUAUGAAAUCUUUGGUAGAGUACAGGGUGUGUUUUUCCGUAAAUACACUCAGGCAGAGGGGAGGAAGCUCGGCCUGGUUGGAUGGGUCCAGAACACGCGCGCAGGAAGUGUUCAGGGGCAGCUGCAGGGGCCACGCAGCAAGGUGAAACAAAUGCAGGAAUGGUUGAAAUCCACUGGGAGCCCCAAGUCACACAUAGCCAAGGCGGAGUUCAAGAAUGAAAAGACUGUCGACAGCCUAGAACACUCCUCUUUUAAUGUAGUGAAAUAAGAUUUAUCCACAGAUGAUGUCUACAGUAUUAACUUUCAAGCAAAUGUGUUAUUUAUUUAGUCUUUUUAUUUUAUUGGAAUGCAACUUAAUAGUUAAUUUAGAAUGAGUUAAAUAUGCGUGUUAAAUCUCCUUAACCGCAAUAGUAUAAUAAAAGUAAAAUUACAAAA